AUGCGGCGCAAACACAAUGCAACAUGCGACACCAAGGACGGCACUGCGUGUCAGGAAGAGCCCUCCCAGUGGGGCUUUGGCUUUUUGCAAGAGAAGUUUCAGGUGAUGCAGCGCUUUGAGCCUGCGAAAGAUGUCAGCCUCGCAGCUGUGUCAAGCUCUGCCGAGAACGCAGAUGGCAUUGAACCAGCAUCUUGGGAGCUCCUGGACAGAAGUCUAUUUGGGUCUCGUAUUGUCCACUUUCCUCUUUGGGUCUACGCAGGAUUUGUUGGGUUUUAUGUGCUCAUCUUCAUUCAUGAAGCGUUUGUGUCUAACGGCAUGACUCCCCUUUUCGUAUCGGGACCGGUGCACAAGUCCAUGGGUUGUCAGUACAUGAGUCUUUGGAACUCUGCCUCUGGCUUCAUCAACAUGUCAAUGCAGAUCCCCAUCUCCUUGGACUUUGCGCUGUCCCUCAAUCAAGGAGCCACUUCUUCGGGCUUCUUUCUCAGCUGCGGCGUGAUUACUGGAGUGUUGGCUAUGGGAGCUGGAAAGUUGCUGGUUGAUGAGAAUAAUUGGAACCAGUUCCGUGUGAGAAGGCUGAUGAUCAUCAUUCCGAUGAUCAACAUGAUAUUGGGUUUUAUUUGCGCAAUAUUCAUCAACGAGACGGCGAACAGCAAUCAAGUUUACUUGAUCUGGUGGAUCAUGCUGGGAUUUGUACAAAUCCAAGCCUUCGUUGGACCGCUCACCAUGAUCCCUGGAAUCAUUUUCUGGACGAAGAUCACAUCUGACGAGCAUCGUACCUACUGGAUGAUUCUCACACAAUGCGCUAGAAACGGCGGUCUUGUCGUUGGCCCGCUCUUCUUUGCUCUCCUGCGCACUUUCGUUACUGGUGAUGGAGACCGAGUUAACCCACGCAGUAUGAUGGGCUGGGUCAACUUGUUUAUGUUGUUCCUAUCCCUGAUUAGCGCCGCAACUGGCUGCUUCCUCAUGCCCACGACCAUUCCGGACUCCAUACCUAAAUCAGAGGGCAAGGACGACAUCGAUUUCCAUGCCACUGGUGAGGUCAAGCCGGAAGACCUGUGCGAUGCAGACCGCAAGGCGAUGGUGUGGAACAUGAUUUGGUACGCAUUUGAGCGGCCCCUUACUCUGGCGGCUGUUGAAGUGUCGACCCUGAUGAUGCUCGAGGUGUUUUACGGUUGGGAUCCAUAUUGGACUGGACUGAGCUUCACUGCAGUUUGCUCCCUUGGCAUUGUGAUGUCUGGUUUCACUACAGUGAUGCUGAACAAGGGCAUCUUCAAGGAGUCCUAUGUGUUCAUGAUUUCGGCAGCAUCCUCCAUUCUCGGAUGCCUUUUCCUCUUCGAAAUAGUUCCAACGCCCGGCUGGAUGUUGCUCCUGGCGGAUGGCAUCAUCUACACCGGUGCAACUGUGGCGAAUGGCUUUGCGGAGGGUUGGGCCAGCCGAGCUGCGAAGGAGGGUACCAGCUUCAGCAAUGCAGAAUAUCGUCUUCGGCAGCUGACUGCAGUCACUGCCAGCAGGUUCAUGGGGCCGAUCUGCGGACGCUUCCUCGUGGAUUACUGCGGACGCAACGCGUAUGCGUUCUGUCAGAUCCUCAUGUGCUGCCUUGGCACAAGGACAGUCUACAAAACCUGCAAGCUGAUUUGGCACCACCAGCGGGCUACAGAGCAGGGCCUCGUGAAAGGCAAAGAAGAGGCCAAGGGAAAUGCUGAGAAGCUGCUGCCAGAGAAGAACAUUGCUGGGGAGAAGACAUCCCCCACAACGCAGAUCAAUGAGGAUCGUCCUCUCCCGAAAGCGACGGGUGAAGAACAAGCGCCAGAGGAUCAAGAAGGUGGCAGCUAA
Molecule: messenger RNA, 1833 nt
Organism: Effrenium voratum
Lineage: Eukaryota; Dinophyceae; Suessiales; Symbiodiniaceae
Source: the annotation of a GenBank genome assembly